This is a messenger RNA of Anas platyrhynchos (mallard), 4055 nucleotides long. RefSeq names its product nitric oxide synthase 1 adaptor protein (gene NOS1AP). Gene Ontology annotation, molecular function: nitric-oxide synthase binding. NCBI's taxonomy places the organism in Eukaryota, Metazoa, Chordata, Aves, Anseriformes, Anatidae. The record is from RefSeq and is a predicted model, not a curated record.
UCCUUCCUCCCCUCCUUCCCCGGGAGCAACGCGGGGCCCUCCGGGGGCUCCCCCCCGGGCCCCGCUCCCCCCCGGCGCUGCGCUGCGCGGCGGCGGCGCGUCCCCGCCCCGGGGCCGGUGGGUGGCGAGGGGCGGAGGGUGCGCGGCGGCGGGGCCGGGCGAGCCGCAGGGCAGCGGGGCCGCCAUGCCCGCCAAGUCCAAGUACAACCUGGUGGACGACCGGCACGACCUCCGCAUCCCCCUGCACAACGAGGACGCCUUCCAGCACGGCAUCUGCUUCGAGGCCAAGUACAUAGGCAGCCUGGAUGUGCCGCGGCCCAACAGCAGGGUGGAGAUCGUGACGGCCAUGCGGCGGAUCAGGUAUGAGUUCAAAGCCAAGAACAUCAAGAAGAAGAAGGUGAGCCUCGUCGUGUCGGUGGACGGCGUGAAGGUCAUCCUGAAGAAGAAGAAGAAGCUUCUUCCCUUGCAGAAAAAAGAAUGGGCCUGGGAUGAGAACAAAAUGCUCGUCAUGCACGAUCCCAUCUACAGGAUUUUUUAUGUGUCCCACGACUCCCAGGACCUCAAGAUCUUCAGCUACAUCGCCAGGGAUGGCUCGAGCAAUGUCUUCAGGUGCAACGUCUUCAAAUCCAAGAAGAAGAGCCAGGCCAUGCGCAUCGUCCGCACGGUGGGGCAGGCGUUCGAGGUCUGCCACAAGCUGAGCCUGCAGCACACCCAGCAGAACGCCGACGGGCAGGAGGACGGGGACAGCGAGAGGAACGGGGACGACCUGGAUGUCCCAGCCUGCCGCCUCACCGCCGUGGAGCGGGCAGCCACCUCGGCUGAGGAGACCGACAUCGACGCCGUGGAGCUGCCGCUGCCCGGGGCCGGCAUCCUCGACUUCAGCCGCGGCGUCACCGACCUGGACGCCGUGGGCAAGGAGGCGAGCGCCGACGCCAAGGGCUGCCUCCACCCCGAGGACAUCCUGACCGCCUCGCCCAAGCUGCUGCUGCCCUCGUCCGCCCCGCUGCCCGACCUGGGCACGCCGCUCUCUGCCCACCACCAGAUGCAGCUCCUGCAGCAGCUCCUGCAGCAGCAGCAGCAGCAGACGCAAGUGGCCGUGGCGCAGGUCCACCUGCUGAAGGACCAGCUGGCCGCGGAGGCAGCAGCCCGGCUGGAGGCGCAGGCGCGCGUGCACCAGCUCCUGCUGCAGAACAAGGACCUGCUGCAGCACAUCUCGCUCCUGGUCAAGCAGGUGCAGGAGCUGGAGCUGAAGCUGGCAGGGAACAACACCACGGGCUCCCAGGACAGCCUGCUGGAGAUCACCUUCCGCUCCGGCGCCCUCCCCGUGCUCUGCGACCCGACCACCCCGCAGCCCGAGGACAGCCACCUGCCGCAGCUGGGCCCCGGCUCGGGCUUCCCCAGCGCCCUGGGCAGCCCCAUAGGUAGGAAUGACUGCCUGGUGAAGCUGGAGUGCUAUCGUUUUCUGCCGGGCUCGGGGCCGCACGCCGCGGAGCCGGCGCUGGGCAGCCUGGAGCUCCUCAAGUUCCGCGAGUCGGGCAUCGCCUCCGAGUACGAGUCCAACACGGACGAGAGCGAGGAGCGGGACUCCUGGUCCCAGGAGGAACCCCCGCGCCUGCUCAACGUCCAGCCCCGGCAGGAUUUGGGAGACAGCCUGGAGGAUGAGAUCGCGGUGUAGGGCACGGCGGGAGGUGGCGUGGAGAGACGGGAGCCCUGGCGGGGCCAGGAACGGAGGAGGGGAGCGCGUGGCACCGUGCCGUGCCCGGGGGAGAUAAGUGGCACCCGGAGAUGUGCCAGCUCGGCAGGAGCAGGGCACAGCCCUCGUCCUUCCCCAGGCUGUGUCCCUGCUGCCGGCCCCGUUGUCCCGAGCUCAGCACCCUCAGCUUCGUGCCAGGCUUGCGCUGCACCCUGGUCCCCCGUGCCUGCCCCUGGGCUGUGUUGAGAGGUCAGGAGGAAGGGAAGCAAAGAGCCCCCAGCACCAUCGCGGCCCCGCAGGGCCCUGUAAUGCUGCUGGCAUUGCUGCCAGAGCCCCGUGGCACACAGCAGCCCCAAACUGAAGGGGUCAGCCCGUGCCUCCUGUGCCAGGUUGGGAGGUGGUGGAAGUGGUGGAACUGCAGGGGGAGCGGUGAGACGGGUGGGAGUCUUUGCUGAGGGAAUGAGGGAGCAGUUGUGGGGUGGUGAGCGGGGAUGGGAGGGAGCCAAGAGCCAGUAUGGGGCGGUGAGUGGGGUUUCUGCAUGUGGAGGUGGUGGGAGAGGAGGCGAGAGCAGGGGGACACCGGGGACGAGCCUGGGAAGGUGAAGGGGUGCGAGGAGGUGGCACAGGAUGGCCGGGCACGGGCAGCAUUGGCAGGGUGCUGGGGUUUGUGGUGUUUUGGGACCGGGUUGGUCCCUGCCCGAGGCAGGAGGAGGGUGUGUGGGCACUGCCUGCCCCUCCCCGGGGCUGCAGAUCGGGGAACCAGGGAGCGCAGCACGGGGUGUGCAGUCCUUCCCCUCGCUGCCCGGUCCUCAGCACGGCUGCCAGGCUUCGAAGCCUUUCUGGUGCUCAUGUUUUUAAGUCCUUCCCUGUACUCACCGCCACCACCGGCUCCCUGCUUCGCUUUAUGGACAAAACCCACCCCAUUUCCCAGCAGGUGCUUGCCCGCGAACCAGGGCUGGCAGUGGCCGUGCGGGGACACGCACAGAGCCUCCUUGGGGAGCGAGCUCUCCUCCUGCAGGCACCCUGCUCGUCUGGAUUUGGGAUGGUUGCUUCGGGGGGGGGAAGCUGAGCCCUAUUUGGGGGUCUCUGCCCCCACGGGAGGUGAUGCCAGCUGUGCACACUGCUGGGAGCUGCCCGGGAGCAGCGGGUGGCACGGGUGAGGAGCGGCUGUGCACGGGGGCUCCUUCAUGAGCCUGGUUUGCACCCUCCAGAGGGGCGAAUCGGGGAUGUCAGGGUCCCCAGCAGCCCCCCAGAGGCCGGUGGUUGUCCUUAGGGCCCCCCAGUGGAGCCUUUCCCUUCUCUGCGAGCACAUUUAUCAGCUGCCCGCUGCUGCAGCCUCCAAGAGGCCAUGAGCCAGAGCCCCCCUGAGGAAAUGCUGGGAGGGCUGGGGGUUGGCACGGUCCUUUUCCCCUCCUUCCACCCUCCUGUCCUGCUUCUGCUUCGCUUCAUUGCUUGCCUGCUGCUCUCCCCUUGGCUGGCUCUGUCUCUGCUCGCUGUGCCUGCGCCUAACCCCUGGCUGCGCAUCUCCCCGCCUCGAGCUCGUGCUCUGCUCCCUGCCGAGGGAGGCCGGUGGCUUCCUCCUGUCCCCGUCCUCUUGGGGCUGAGGAGUGGGGUGUGGGUGAGCCCCCCGGGGUGGGCGAGGGUUGUGCUGGGCGCUGCCCACCCGGCAGGAGCUGGGGGUCCCGGUGGGCCUCCGAGCAGCAGCCAGGGGCUUGCUGGGGACACGAAGGUCGAAGGGACCGUGGGAUGGUGGAGUUCAGGGCCCUUAGGGCAGGGAGGAGGGUGAAAGGCAAACUCGAAAGCCUGGGCUUCACCCGGGGGUGAAGUUAGGGAGGCUGAAGCCAAAAUGGAGCUGGAGCUGGUCAGGGAUGGGGGCACCCUCACGAGGCUGCCCGUGGCACGGAGCUGGGGGCAGUGGGUGACACCGGGAGCCCUGGACGGGCUGGAGAGGCAGCUGGUGGGACUGCAGGAGCUCCACGAGGGGCAGCACCAAUUCCCUCCUUGGAGAUCCUCAAAAACCACCGGGACGUGGUCCUGGGCAGCCUGCUCUGAGCGUCCCGGCUUGAGCAGGGCUCGGAGUGGGUGACAUCCUGAGGGCCCUUCCAGCCUCAGCCCUUCUGUUCUCCUCCUCACCCGGCGCUGCCUACCGAACGCCUCUCUGGCCUCUCACUUUUGUUACGGACCUUGACUGGGAAUUUAUAGCUCUAUUUUUUGUCCUUUCUUUUUCCUACAACUGUCGUGUUACUAACCGUCGACUCAGCCUGUCUGGGAAACCAAUCUGUCAAUGUAAGUGCACUUAACCCUUGGGUGUCGUCAUCAGUUGAUUGGCUUUUGCUAAAUAAAUCUUUCUAUUUCUCAAGGC